This is a messenger RNA of Myxocyprinus asiaticus (Chinese sucker), 3916 nucleotides long. RefSeq names its product cell division cycle protein 27 homolog. The coding region runs from base 137 to 2644 and encodes 835 amino acids. Gene Ontology annotation, biological process: cell division. Lineage: Eukaryota; Metazoa; Chordata; Actinopteri; Cypriniformes; Catostomidae. Gene Ontology annotation, molecular function: protein binding. The transcript is spliced from 19 exons. The record is from RefSeq and is a predicted model, not a curated record.
AUAACGGUUGGAAUGUUCAAAUCUUCGAUGCUAGAUUUGCUACUUCUGGCCUGGAGUGGAUACUGAGCUAAAGAGAGCCACUGAAGAAGGAGCAAAGAAACCAAAUAAAGGAGGUGAAGAGGAGCCUGGCUACGGAAUGACGGUGUUGCAGGAACCUGUCCAGGCUGCUGUCUGGCACGCUUUGAACCACUACGCCUACCGAGAUGCUGUUUUCCUGGCAGAGCGGCUCUAUGCUGAGGUUCACUCCGAGGAGGCACUCUUCUUGCUGGCCACCUGCUACUACCGUUCGGGGAAAGCUUACAAGGCCUACCACCUCCUGAAAGGACACAGCUGUACCACGCCACAAUGCAAAUAUCUCCUUGCCAAGUGCUGUGUGGAACUGAGCAAGUUGGCAGAGGGGGAACAGAUCCUGACCGGAGGAGUCCUGAACAAACAGAAGAGCCAAGAUGACAUAAUUACUGAGUUUGGAGACUCGGCCUGCUUCACACUGGCACUGCUGGGACAGAUCUACUGCAAAACAGAUCGGUUAGCAAAAGGAGCUGAAUGCUACCAAAAGAGCAUGAGUGAGAACCCCUUCCUGUGGUCUCCAUUCGAGUCUCUCUGUCAGAUCGGGGAGCGACCGGAUCCAGAACAGAUCUUUAGAUUGACCUCCUUGCAGAGCUUCAGUGGGGGCAGCGGAGGAGGCAUCCUACCGCCUCCUAUCAGCCCUGCACACACACCUAGCAACAACAUGGGUCACCGGCAAGUCGAUACGGUCCUAAUGGAGACCCCCCAGGACACACUAGAACUAAACCGCCUCAAUCUAGAAUCUUCUAACUCCAAGUACUCUUCCCUCAAUACGGACUCCUCUGUGUCCUACAUCGAUUCCUCCAUCAUCUCGCCAGACUCUGUUCCACUAAGUACAAGUGGCUCACUGCUAUCCAAGCAGGUACAGAAUAAACCCAAGAGUGGCCGAUGUCUACUGGGGGGCACGACCACACUUAGCCCCCUCACACCAAGUUUUGGAAUUUUGCCCCUGGAGCCAAGUCCGGGUGACCCCACCUACUUGCAGAAUUACGGUCACAGUGGGACUGGGAUGGAACCGCCUCCACCACCUGGCCCGCCAAAGAAGGCCAUCAGUAGAAUCAGCCAAGUAGGGACAAAGUCAGUAUUUUCACAGAGUGGUAACAGCAGAGAGGUCAUUCCAAGCCCUUUCAACCUAACUCAGACCACAGCCCCACAGACCAGUACUACACCGCAAGUGCUGAGCCCAACCAUUGCUGCUCCACCAAAUGUGCAGCCACGGCGGAGCUCAAGACUCUUCACCAGUGCCAGCUCUACUGCCAAGGAGAACAGCAAGAAGCUGAAAAUGAAAUUCCCCACCAAGAUUCCCAACCGAAAAACAAAAACAAAAACGGGUAAAGGAGGAAUCACUUCAUCUAACCUGAAUGAAAGCAUCGAGAUUCUCAAGCUAGACUCUUCCAUAACAGAGGGCAAAGGCAACAUCAGCUUGCCGCAGUUCCAGGCCUUUAAUCUACAGAAGGCAGCUGCAGAUGGGCUGAUGACGUUGAUGCGGGAUAUUGGGAGGGGCUAUCUUGCGCUCUGCUCAUAUAGCUGUAAAGAAGCCAUUAACAUAUUAAGCCAGUUGCCUUCACACCACUACAACACAGGCUGGGUGCUAGGACAGAUCGGACGAGCCCACUUUGAACUGGCUGAAUACAUGCAGGCGGAAAGAAUUUUCUCAGAAGUGCGGCGUAUUGAGACCUAUCGAGUGGAAGGUAUGGAGAUCUAUUCCACAACGCUCUGGCAUCUGCAGAAAGACGUGGCGCUCUCUGCCCUCUCUAAAGAUCUUACUGAUAUGGACAAAAACUCACCUGAGCCCUGGUGUGUAGCUGGAAACUGUUUCAGCUUGCAGCGGGAGCAUGACAUUGCCAUUAAGUUCUUCACACGGGCCAUCCAGGUGGACCCCAGCUUUGCAUACGCAUACACACUUUUGGGGCAUGAGCUGGUGCUCACAGAGGAGCUGGAAAAAGCCCUGGGCUGCUUCCGUAAUGCUAUCCGCCUCAAUAAACGUCACUACAAUGCCUGGUACGGCUUGGGAAUGAUUUACUACAAGCAGGAGAAGUUUAACCUUGCUGAGAUUCAUUUCAAGAAGGCUUUGAGCAUCAAUCCUCAGAGCUCUGUGCUCCUCUGUCAUAUCGGAGUGGUUCAACAUGCUUUGAAGAAAUCAGACCAUGCACUGGAGACCCUUAACAGAGCCAUUAGCAUCGACCCCAAGAACCCGCUAUGCAAAUUCCAUAGGGCUUCAAUUCUGUUUGCCAAUGAAAAGUACAAGGCGGCUCUGCAGGAGCUUGAGGAGCUGAAACAAAUAGUGCCCAAAGAGUCACUAGUUUACUUCUUAAUAGGAAAGGUCUAUAAGAAGCUUGGCCAGACUCAUCUGGCACUAAUGAACUUCUCUUGGGCCAUGGACUUGGACCCCAAAGGGGCAAAUAAUCAAAUCAAAGAGGCCAUAGAUAAGCGAUACCUCCCAGAUGACGAUGAACCUGUCACUCCUGAUGACUAUCCUUAUUAUUCAACAGCGGAAGUGGAGGAGUCACAGGAGAGCAGUAUGACUGACGCUGAUGACACACAGCUCCACACCACGGAGAGCGAUGAGGUUCUGUAGCCCCCUGACACCACUUUGGACUUGCUCUGAAAUAAUGCCAAUCUGGGGGCUACUCAAAGACUCCAGCUCUGAUAGAGGAGGAAGAUGAAAAAAAGGAAAACAAACUGCUGCUAAUAACAGUACCUCUUCAUUUCUGUAAUUUUAUUUUCAUCAUUCGUUCUUGCCUUCCCCCCCCCGCCCGCAUCAUCCUUCCUGUCAUCAUGACUUAGCGGUCUCCCAUCGGUCUGAUCUUCUGGUCCUGUCUCAUCCCAUUGUCACUGUCAGGCAUCCUUCAGUGCAGACACAAUCACUUGAAGAUUUCAAGUUCUGUCUGAGCUCAAAUUUCCCACACCUGCCGAUUACUCCGCUGUCUUCAAGUCAGUUGUCAACCUAAGACUCAAAAAGUAGAAGAAAAAAAAAAAAGCCACAGACAUUCAUGGAUGUUCCUGUCUUAAUGUUUAGGCCUUUUAUGUUAUUUUAUCAGCAUUUGCUCUGAAUAAAGACCUGUGUAAGAGUUGGUAGUCCUUUGAUUCCUCUCCCCACUGUUUUUUUUUUUUUUCAUCAUGGCACAUACUUGCAGGAGAAAAAGCACUUUCUGCCCAAAUCAAAAAAAAAAAGUGUUGCAUAUGCUUAAGAGAAUAUGGAUUUAUACUUAAAUGUUUACUGCAUAUCUUCUAUCAGAUUGCAAUCUGUUUAGAAGAAAAAUCCUAUCCUACUAAAAGUAUCUAAAGGAUGGAACUAGUUCUGGAUGAUGCAGACCUUUUCAUCUGAUUCAAGCUGAUUGUUUGGACUUGUGUAUGAAUGAUGCUUAGAAGCACUUCCUAUGUUUGAUAAUUUUUUUGUCUUGAUCAGAACAAUAUUCCACCCUCACAGUAACCCGUAUUUUAUGCUCCAAAAAGAAACGUAAUUUAGCUUCGGGACAUUCUGAAUCCACAUGUCAGGCUGCAAGAGAAUUGCGACAAGACCUUGAUUAGAGAAUUGUUGAUUUAAAUGAAUGGUGCGUGUCCCCCUUCCCCAUCUCCUUUAGUCAAGUGUUUAGAAAACAAGGCCACAGUGUCCAAAUUAACACGAUAUUGUAUGGCACAGUGACCAGUGGUCAGACUUGAGACAAUUUUCUGAAAUGUUGGUGCUGUUGAGGACAAUACUGAUGAACGUGCACAAAGUAUCUUUCAUGGAUUUUAUUUUACCAGAACAUGUUUAUUAUUAUAAAAAUGUUUUUGAUCUCUGCUAAAUGCUUCUUAAUUGUAGAUUUUAAGGAAUUAAAAAGUUAAAGAAUAAACAACUUUGAAAGUC